AAAAAACAAUAAAUUAAAUAAAAAAUAGCGCAUGCAAAAAAUAUUUGCACGUCCGAUUGUUUAACGGUUCUUUUGCAAAAUCUCAACAAUUGUUGGCGCAAAAUGUCUCCCAGCGAAAGAUAACGGUCGCGCAGCAUGACUCCAGUUACAGUAGAAGACAGUCGGAAAAUAUUUACACAGUGACUAACUCAAAGUCAAUGCCUUUAUAGGCAGCCCACUGGUUCCAGCUAAGUAGGCAAGCAAUCCUACAAACAUUUAUAAGUUAUCAAGCGCUGGAAAGCGCUUAAACGACGCACUAGGGUAGCCGAUUGUCAUUGACCCUGCGUAUGGUGUUUGCAAAAUUUCUGACCCAAUUUGCACACACAGCUGGAUGGUAAUUUCUCAGCGCUACACUUGACCUCAUUUCCUGCCGAGGUAAGCAAAUACAAAACAAACGCAUAUUCCAAGGCAAGACAACAAAGCUGUUUCUAAUGUUCGAUCCAACUGUAUAAGAAUUCGACGUCUAUAAAAGUCGCAUACAUUCUUUGGCUAGCAUAUAGUUUAUGUGUGGUCUUGUUCGAGUGCUAUUUGAAAACAUAUUCCAAAAAUUUUUUUAAUUUACAAAAAUAUGUACCUACUGCUUAGCUUGGUCUGUCUCGGCGCAAUCGUCAUAGAACCCGUUGCCGCCGGUACGCGUAUUAUAGGCGGUAACUUUGCGCUGCCCGGCCAGUUUCCGCACCAGGUCUCAUUACAGCUGCGUGGACGUCAUCAUUGCGGUGGUUCACUCAUAUCGCCGACUAUGAUUGUCACUGCCGCCCAUUGCACGAUCGGUCAGAGUCCUGCGCAAAUGCGCGUCAUCGCCGGCACUGUGGAUUUGCUCACCCGUAACGGCAAAUCCUUUGAAAUUGACAAAUUCAUUAUACAUCCACAAUAUAAUCGACAGACGCAGGACUACGAUCUUUCGCUCAUACAACUGAGCGCGCCGGUGACGAUGGAUGAUAAUAUCGACGUGAUUGAAUUGGCAGAUACGGAGGCAAAUCACGCGGCUGACACGGUUGCCACUAUUAGCGGUUUUGGUGCCAUCAAUGGUAAUCUGGAGCUGCCCAAUCGCUUGAAGUAUGCACGCGUACAGUUGUGGAGUCGUGACUUCUGCAAUCCAAAGAAUAUACCCGGUAUUACGGAUCGUAUGGUUUGUGCUGGUCAUCCAAGUGGUCAAGUUAGCGCUUGCCAAGGCGACUCUGGCGGCCCAUUGACAGUUGACAACAAACUCUUCGGUGUCGUUUCGUGGGGCUUCGGUUGUGGCGCAGCUGGUAAACCGGCUAUGUACACCUAUAUCGGUGCACUACGCUCUUGGAUCAAACAGAACUCAGGCAUUUAAUUUGAAAUACGUUAACUGGGUGGGGUAGAUGGAAACGGAAGCAUUUGAGAACAAUUCAAGUAUUAAUAAGAAAUGAAAAAUAAAGUCCUACUUACAAAAAUAUA
Molecule: messenger RNA, 1461 nt
Organism: Bactrocera oleae (olive fruit fly)
Lineage: Eukaryota; Metazoa; Arthropoda; Insecta; Diptera; Tephritidae
Product: trypsin-1
Biological process (GO): proteolysis
Molecular function (GO): serine-type endopeptidase activity
Source: RefSeq, a predicted model, not a curated record